Messenger RNA from Coregonus sp. 'balchen', 8611 nucleotides. The record is from the annotation of a GenBank genome assembly. NCBI's taxonomy places the organism in Eukaryota, Metazoa, Chordata, Actinopteri, Salmoniformes, Salmonidae.
AUGGCGGUGGCAGUCGGAGAGACCACCGCAAAAUGGCUGGAUGAAUCUUCGGAUAGUGAACCAGAGCAGGAACAUGGAUCUCCGCAGAAAUUGAUACGCAAAGUUUCCACAUCGGGUCAGAUACGAAGCAAGGUAACCUAUAAUUUCAUUGGUAACAUUGCAAUUCAAAGCAAAAGGCGAGCAUACGUUUCGGUAGCUGUUAUCUCCAUCCACUAUGCUAGUUUUCUAGCUUUGCAAGGCCAGUUGUGAAACGCCGCUCUUUCCUGUCUCUCUUCAUCCGCGAGAUGGCUAGCAGGGUCCCCGGAUAGUUUCGCUUGAGCUAGCUAGCUAGAAGGAACUCUAGCUAGCUCGAGCUCUCGUUAUCAGUACUAUCAUCAGCAGCACACAUAACGGUAUCAUUACUGGGUGUUGAUAAAAUGGUAGCUAACCUUCAUCAAAACCAUAAUCUAUUUUAACAAAAAAUACAUUCAAUCCGUGGAUUACUGCUGCUAAAUAGUUCCUUAUGUGUAUGGCCAGCUGUUUCAUUGCAAGAUGAUACCAAAGAUUUGUAUUACUAAACCAAGAUUGACCACAGCCUGUCGUUUCACGUAAACAAAUGAGCCAUAGUGGGCAGAACAAGGAAGGAGAGGGCAGAGCCAAGCACGAGCUAGCGAGAUCCUAUUGGCGCGUUCUGGAAUCAUCUGCAUAUUUCCGUUAGGGAACGCCCACUCUGUGGGUGCGCCUGUGCAAUAACUCAAUUCGCCUUUGCGCUCCUAAACAACACGAUUUUUAAAAACGUUUGCAAAGGGUAAAGUCUACAAACCUUAGUCCACUCUGUUCAUAAAUUAUUUUAGUUUGGAGAACAGAAAACUGUAUUGAGAUCAAAUGUUUCAUCGAUGAGAAACUUUGCAGAAAUUCGGCCAAAAUCCAUCUCGUUCCAUCUUCUCCCACUGCCCACCAGUGGGCUUUCUCUUACUACCAUAUUUGGUAGUGAGUGGAAACGCCAAGCGGAUGCUUCACAUUUAAACAUCCAGUGAAAUAUCUGUCUCAUUGUUCUAUCUGUGAUACUCCUCGAGUCUAGCUAGCUAGCUAGUUGUUGCUCCUACUACUACUUGGCUACUAUCCCAUUUGAUUCAUUCGGCAUCUCGUUUGCUAUUCAUAACUAGCUAUACGUUUUCAGGAGCACUUAUCUGCCAACAAAUAUGUUGUAAUUUACAAUAUUGUGCAACGUCUUCGCUAAUGCUUUUCCUUUUAAGGGUGUUUUCACAAAUACUCAGUCCCUUUUAAAAUCUUAGUCCUCUUUAAAGUGAAUUUAGGGGUAAAAAAAAAAGCAUUCACAUUGCUAUGUUUAGAAAGAAAGGAAGGAAAGAAAGAAAGGAUAUUCUCUGGGUUUCUACAAAGUGCAGGACAAGCCAUUCCAUCAGAAUGUGUUAUCAGAUGGCUGGCUGCAACCUGGUCUCAAAGCAUUUAAUAUUAUUCUGUAUGUAAACCCAAGACACUCUAUUAGGAUGAUAUGUUACGUUUUGUAUGGUAUGUACUAAUUUGUGGGUGUCCUUCACCCAUUUCGUAUGAUGCGUUACGAAUUACAAUUCGUAUUAAAUGUUACGAAUAUGCAAAACGUAUGAUAUGUUACGAAUUCUAGCUAGAAGUAUAACGUUAGCUAGCUGGCUAACGUUAGCUAGGCUAGGGGUUAUGGUUAAGGUUAGGGUUACAUUUAGGAGUUAGGUGAAAGGGUUAGGGGAAGGGUUAGCUAACCUGCUAAGUAGUUGCAAAGUAGCUCAAAAGUAAUAAGUAGUUGGAAAAAUUGCUAAAAUGCAAAAGUUUCCGUGAUGAGAUUCAAACUUGCAACCUUUGGGUAGCUAGACGUUCGCUUUAUACGCACACCCAUCCACCCUGACCAACCAUCGGUCUUAUGUAACCAUACCAAACGUAACAUAUCAUAUUAAUUUGAGUGUCCCGGAUUUAAUUGUACUAUGUUACGUCUAGUCUAUGAGACCAGGCUGGAAAGCUAGAUAUAUGCUACGAUAUAAUCAAGUGCUUGUCAAAUUGUGAAUGAGAGACUGAUGAAGUGUAGGGCUGGGCAAUAUGGCCAAAAUAUUGUAUCACGGUACCGGCGAGUGCUGAGGCACGUAGCGCAUAAGAAUCAUCUGUUCUCUGUUGCAACACUCACUACCGAGUUUCAAACUGCCUCUGGAAGCAACGUCAGCACAAUAACUGUUCGUCGGGAGCUUCAUGAAAUGGGUUUCCAUGGCCAAGCAGGCGCACACAAGCCUAACAUCACCAUGCGCAAUGCCAAGCUAUGGCUGGAGUGGUGUAAAGCUUGCCGCCAUUGGACUCUGGAGCAAUGGAAACACGUUCUCUGGAGUGAUGAAUCACGCUUCACCAUCUGGCAGUCCGACGGACGAAUCUGGGUUUGGCGGAUGCCAGGAGAACGCUACCUGCCCCAAUGCAUAGUGCCAACUGUAAAGUUUGGAGGAGGAGGAAUAAUGGUCUGGGGCAGUUUUUCAUUGUUUGGGCUCGGCCCCUUAGGUCCAGUGAAGGGAAAUCUUAACGCUACAGCAUACAAUGACAUUCUAGACGAUGCUGUGCUUCCAACUUUGUGGCAACAGUUUGGGGAAGGCCCUUUCCUGUUUCAGCAUGACAAUGCACCCGUGCACAAAGAGAGGUCCAUACAGAAAUGGUUUGUCGAGAUCGGUGUGGAAGAACUUGACUGGCCUGCACAGAGCCCUGACCUCAACCCCAUCGAACACCUUUGGGAUGAAUUGGAAUGCCCAACAUCAGUGCCCGACCUCACUAAUGCUCUUUUGGCUGAAUGGAUGCAAGUCCCCGCAGCAAUGUUCCAACAUCUAGUGGAAAGCCUUCCCAGAAGAGUGGAGGCUGUAAUAGCAGCCAAGAGGGGACCAACUCCAUAUUAAUGGCCAUGAUUUUGGAAUGAGAUGUUAGACGAGUGUCUACAUACUUUUGGCCAUGUAGUGUACCUACUUACAUUUUGGAAGCUAAUAGAUUUUAUACUGAACAAAAAGAUAAACAACAUGCAACGAUUUUAAAGAUUUUACUGAGUUACAGUUCAUAUAAGGAAAUCAAUCAAUUGAAUUUAAUUCAUUAGGCCCUUAUCUAUGGAUUUCACAUGACUGGGAAUACAGAUAUGCAUCUGUUGGUCACAGAUACCUUUAAAAAAAGGUAGGGGUGUGGAUCAGAAAACCAGUCAGUAUCAGGCGUGACCACCAUUUGCCUCAUGCAGCGCGACACAUCUCCUUCGCAUAAAGUUGAUCAGGCUAUUGAUUGUGGCCUAUGGAAUGUUGUCCCAUUCCUCUUCAAUGGCUGUGCGAAGUUGCUGGAUAUUGGUGGGAACAGGAACACACUGUCGUACACGUCGAUCCAUAGCAUCCCAAAUAUGCUCAAUGGGUGACAUGUCUAGUGAGUAUGCAGGCCAUGGGUCCUCUGUAGCUCAAUUGGUAGAGCAUGGCGCUUGUAACGCCAGGGUAGUGGGUUCGAUCCCCGGGACCACCCAUACGUAAAAAUGUAUGCACACAUGACUGUAAGUCGCUUUGGAUAAAAGCGUCUGCUAAAUGGCAUAUUAUAAAUGGCAUAUUAUGGAAGAGCUGGGACAUUUUCAGCUUUGUUUCAGAACAUUUCAUUAUCUGGAAACAGCUCUGGUGGACAUUGCUGCGUCAGCAUGCCAAUUGCACGCUUCCUCAAAACUUGAGACAUCUGUGGCAUUGUGUUGUGUGACACAACUGCACAUUUUACAGUGGCCUUUUAUUGUCCCCAGAACAAAGUGUAAUGAUCAUGCUGUUUAAUCAGCUUCUUGAUAUGCCACACCUUUCAGGUGGAUGGAUUAUCUUUGCAAAGGAUAAAUGCUCACUAACAGGGAUGUAAACAAAUUUGUGCACAACAUUUUAGAGAAAUAAGCCUUUUGUGCGUAUGGAACAUUUCUGGGAUCUUUCAUUUCAGCUCAUGGAACAGCGGACCAACACUUUACAUGUUGCGUUCAUAUUUUUGUUCAGUGUAGUUAAAAGAUGCAUUUAGUUAAAAGAUGAGGCAUAAUAAUUGUAAUAAAAAAAUACUAUUAACAUGUUAAUAUUAUUGAUAACAGAAUGAAUAGCAGAAGAAUAAUUGUGACCGACCGCAUCGAUUCGAUCUUAUGUAGCAAAAUUAGAAAUGGUGUUUUUUACAUUGGAUGCAAGUAGAGACUCAGAGCUAGAAAAUGAUAUAUCAUACACUGCAGUUGAGGAACAAUGGGAAAGUAAUGUUGCUUUGAAUGUUGAUAAACUUGUUGAAUGUUGAAACGCUUUUGAGAAAAUGGCCCUUGAAUCUUUUGGUACACCUGCUAGAGAGCUCUUCUUUGUCUACACCCAUUCAGCAUCAUUCACACCUUCUUAAGCAUUAGCCCCACCCAUCUCUUUAAGGAUUCACACGUGAGGCCUUGUGGUAAACACACCCUAAAUCAAAUAAAAUCUAAGUUUAUUUGUCACAUGCACAGGAUACAGAAGGUGUAAACGGUACAGUGAAGUGCAAUAUCAAAAACAGAAAGUGUCCAGAUACAAAUAUUUUAUCAUUAUUAGAUUAUGCUUAUCCGACACACUUGUCUAAAUUGAUGGGUCAUGUGAAGGAAAUGCUAUAACCACCCCCAAGCCAUAUCUAGCUAAGUGGAUGGGUCACUAUAGUCUAGACAUGUACACAUGUUCAUGAAAUACAAUAGAUGGCCGUAAUCACCCCCAGACACGCCUGGCUAAUUUGAUGGGUCAUGUAAUAAUCCGGCCGAAGUGGAGUCUUUUAUUUAGACAUGUAGCUAGCUACCUAGCUAGCUAAACAAUGAACUGGCAUAAUCCCAACUCAUACUACUACCGAUACAAACAUUGUCAUAGCUGUAGUAUGAAUCUGCAGGUAGCUAAAGCUAACAAACUAGGUUCAAUGUUAGCUAGCUAACAUUAGGCUAUAACUAGCAAUGCAAAUGGGUUUCUGAUUAGAAUAAUAUUACUACACAGAUCAUACACAUAACGUUAGCUAGCGAGCCAGCAAGCAAAUGUUUGCUAGCUAACUAACAGUACGCUUUAACUUCCAAUAAAAACGACUUUCUGACAACAUUCAAAACUUAUAUCUGAAAAUGUAGCUAGACUCUUAACCGUAUAAAUGGAUGAACACUUCACGGCAGACUGGAACCAUUUAACUCUGUUUUGUUUGUAGCUACAUCUUGUUUGGCUAGCAUUGUGUCAAGUCACUCCGGUUCACACUGACCGUGGCAUGUGCAGAAAGUAGCCCAUCACUUUUUCCAACUGAUUUGACGAUAGCGCCUGCUAAAUUCAGGGCAUCAAUGUUGAGAAAAGUAGCAAAACUUUUGUAGUUCUCGAUGGCUAACGUUAUAUCUUUCAAAAACGGCGCGGUAGAAAGGACUGUCAACACAUAUUGAACAGCUCACACUAUAGACAGAAGCAUGCUACAUGGCAGACCAUUCCAAACUCAACUCCCGGUAUGUCCAGCCCAUCAAGUAUCUCAGCCAAUCAUGGCUAGCGGGAAGGUUCCUGUCUUUUUCCAUGGCUAAACCAACUAGGCUCAUAAUUUAACAAUUGUAUUUGUAUUUAUGGAUGGAAUACAAGUUUGUUAUUAAGGCACAUGAAAGUUCACAUGUUCCAAAAGGGAUUUUUGCCAAGAAACACAUUUUGAUAAAACCAUAAAUGUUUACGUUCAAAUGCCUGUCCUGUAAAGUAGUAACCUGCGACAUAUGCCUCGUUUCCUGAAACGAGUCACAAUUGCCGAUGAAAUAACCCACUGGGCACAGACGUUAAUUCAACGUCUAUUCCACGUUGGUUCAAUGUAAUUUUAUUGAAAUGACGUGGAAACAAUGUUGGUUCAACCAGUGUGUGCCCAGUGGUCUCAGAACAUUUCGUAUUAUUAUUUUCCUAAAUCCGGACACUCCAUUUAGUAUGAUAUGGUACUUUUCGUAUGGUAUGUAUUAGUUUGUGAAUGCCCAUCAUUAAUUUUGUAUGAUAUGCAAAACAUAUAUAAUAUGUCAUGAAUUUGCAAAACGUAUGAUGUGUUACGAAUUCAAAUCAAAUCAAAUGUUAUUUGUCACAUGCGCCGUAUACAACAGGUGAAAUGCUUACUUAUGAGCCCUUAACCAACAAUGCAGAGUAAAAAUAAUAAUAAUAAUAAGAAACAUUUUCUAUAUAAACUAAAGGAAAAAUAGUAACACAAUAAAAUAACAAUAACAUAUAGAAGGAUUACCUGUACAGAGUCAAUGUGCAGGGGUACGGGGUAGUCGAGGUAAUUGAUACAUGUAGGUAGGGGUAAAGUGACUAUGCAUGGAUAAUAAACAGAGUAGCAGCAGCAUAUUUGAAGGAAUGUGUGUGUGUGUGUGUAUUGGUGUCAGUGUAGUAUGUGUGAGUGUGUAGUUAGAGUCCAAUGAGUGUACAUCGAGCCUGUGCAAGAGAGUCAGUGCAAAAAAAUUACAUUAAAGUAAGGGGGUCAAUGCAAAUAGUCCGGGUAGCCAUUUGAUAAACUGUUCACAGUCUUAUGACUUGGGGGUAGAAGCUGUUAAGGAGCCUUUUGGUUCCAGUCUUGGCGCUCCGGUAUCGCUUGCUGUGCGGUAGCAGAGAGAAUCUAUGACUUGGGUGGCCCGCUCCACUACAGCCCCGUCGAUGUGAAUGGGUGCGUGCUCGGCCCUCCUUUUCCUGUAGUCGACGAUCAGCUCCUUUGUCUUGCUGACGUUGAGGGAGAGGUUGUUGUCCUGGCGCCACACUGCUAGUUCUCUGACCUCCUCCCUAUAGGCUGUCUCAUCGUCGUCGGUGAUCAGGCCUACCACCGUCGUGUCGUCGGCAAACUUAAUGAUGGUGUUGGAGUUGUGCGUGGCCAGGAGGGGACUAAACACGCACCCCUGAGGGGCCCCCGUGUUGAGGGUCAGCAUGGCGGAUGUGUUGUUGCCUACCCUCACCACCUGUGGGUGGCCCGCCAGGAAGUCCAGGAUCCAGUUGCAGAGGGAGGUGUUCAGUCCCAGGGUCCUUAGCUUAGUGAUGAGCCUGGAGGGCACUAGGGUGUUGAACGCAGAGCUGUAGUCAAUGAACAGCAUUCUCACAUUCUCACGUAGGUGUUCCUUUUGUCCAGGUGGGAAAGAGCAGUGUGGAGUGCAAUAGAGAUUGCGUCGUCUGUGGAUCUGUUGGGGCGGUAUGCAAAUUGGAGUGGGUCCAGGGUUUCUGGGAUGAUGGUGUUGAUGUGAGCCAUGACCAGACUUUCAAAGCGUUUCAUGGCUACAGAUGUGAGUGCUACGGGGCGGUAGUCAUUUAGGCAGGUUACCUUGGCGUUCUUGGGCACAGGGACUAUGACUAUGGUGGUCUGCUUGAAACAUGUACAUAUUACAGGCUGGGUUAGGGAGAGUUAGAAAAUGUCAGUGAAGACACUUGCCAGCUGGUCAGCGCAUUCUCUGAGUAUGCGUCCUGGUAAUCCGUCUGGCGACGCAGCCUUGUGAAUGUUAACCUGUGUAAAGGUCUUACUCACAUCGGCUAUGGAAAAUGUGAUCACACAGUCGUCCGGAACAGCUGGUGCUCUCAUGCAUGGUUAAGUGUUGCUUGCCUCGAAGCGAGCAUAGAAGGAAUUUAGCUCGUCUGGUAGGCUCGCAUCAUUGGGCAGCUCAUGGCUGGGUUUCCUUUUGUAAUCCGUGAUAGUUUGCAAGCCCUACCACAUUCGACGAGCGUCAGAGCCGGUGUAGUAGGAUUCGAUCUUAGUCCUGUAUUGAAGCUUUGCCUGUUUGAUGGUUCGUUGGAGGGCUUAGCGGGAUUUCUUAUACGUUUCCGGAUUAGUGUCCCGUUCCUUGAAGCGGCAUCUCAAGCCUUUAGCUCAGUGCGGAUGUUGCCUGUAAUCCAUGGCUUCUGGUUGGGAUAUGUAUGUAUGGUCACUGUGGAAACGACAUCUUCGAAUCACUUAUUAAUGAAGCCAGUUACUGAUGUGGUAUACUCCUCAAUGCCAUCGGAUGAAUCCCGGAACAUAUUCCAGUCUGUGCUAGCAAAACAGUCCUGUAGCUUAGCAUCCGCUUCAUCGGACCACUUCCGUAUUGAGUAUUGGUACUUCCUGUUUGAGUUUUUGCUUGUAAGCAGGAAUCAGGAGGAUAUAGUUAUGGUCAGAUUUGCCAAAUGGAGGGCGAGAUUAGUAACUGGUAGAAGUUAGAUCAAACGGAUGUCAGUUUUCCAGCGUUAAAAUCCCCGGCUACUAGGAGCGCUGCCUCGAUGAGCAUUUUCUUGUUUGCUUAUGGCCUCAUAUAGCUCGUUGAGUGCGUUUGCUUAGAGACAUCGUUCAGACGUCAUGAAUGGCUGGCAUUGUUAGUGCAGCUCUGAGGGGAUUAUACACCCUAUUUCACGGCCGUUCCCGAGAGAAGGUUGUGUGGUUCACAAUGAUAUUAUAUUAUUACCCUUUUAUAUAGUCAUGGGGUUGAUGUUUUGAUAAGGCUGCACAUGGAUGGUCCCAUGCAUCACUGGUGGUUGUGUUUGUGCGUGCGUGCGUGUGUGUGUGUGUUUGGGAGGAUGGUACGUCUCUGACUCUAGUCUCCCUAUGUUGUCCUCCUGUGCAGACAAUCCUGAAGGAGGGCAAAUUGAUAAAGCAGACCAACUCGUUCCAGCGCUGGAAGAGACGCUACUUCAAACUG